Messenger RNA from Cyanistes caeruleus (blue tit), 2195 nucleotides. It is a transcript of the gene QTRT2, whose product is annotated as queuine tRNA-ribosyltransferase accessory subunit 2. Lineage: Eukaryota; Metazoa; Chordata; Aves; Passeriformes; Paridae. The record is from RefSeq and is a predicted model, not a curated record.
CGCCCUGUGAGUACCCUUCCCCGUCCGAGGGAGGUGCAGGGGCGGGGUAGGACAGGGCAGAAAUGCAUGAUGUUCUGGAAGAGUAUAAAGAAGGAGCUGCAAAAUUUAUGGGUAUGCCAGAUGCUGUGCUCUACUGCUCCCUUCAUGACCCAGUCACUCUGUGCCCCUCUGGCUACAAUAGUAACAAGGCGGUCUCCCUGUGGGGAAGCUCAGGGCGCAUGGAACUGACAGCUUCCAAGUUCAUGGACAUCCAGCGGGCCAUCCAGCCAGACUGGUUCCAGUGCAUCUCUGAUGGAGACACCAUUUCUGGGGAAGCUGGCAGAAAAAGAGCCAAGAAGUCUGUGGAUAGGUCUCUUUCCUUCUUGGAUAUAUGCCUUCAACUGCAAGAAAAGUCACCGGAACUACAAGGAAGUGUAAUGUUUGGGGCAAUUGAAGGUGGAGAUGUCUUGGAAGAGAGGCUCAGAUCAGCCAGGGAGACUGCCAAGCGGCCUGUCGGUGGCUUUCUGCUCGAUGGCUUCCAGGGAAGUGCCAUGGCCAAGGAAACCAAGUUGAAACUGAUAGCUUCUGUCACAGCAGAGCUGCCAGAGGAUAAACCAAGAAUCAUUCAUGGUGUAGGCAAACCAGAUGAGGUGCUUGAGUGCAUUGAAAGAGGAGUGGACAUUUUUGAGAGCUUCUUUCCCUUCCAAGUGACGGAGCGAGGCUGUGCCUUGGUGUUCAGUUACGACUGCCACCCAGAUCCUGAAGCAACAGUUUUAACACAAAAUGGGACCCAGGACCUGGAGAAGAAUGGUGCUCAAGAAGACCAGGAGGAUGUCUCCAAAGCUGACCCAGAAAUGACACCAUUUGAGAUAUCUCUGAAGGAUAAAAAAUACCACGAUGAUUUUGGCCCUUUGCUGGAAGGAUGCAGCUGUUACUGCUGUCAGAGGCACACUCGUGCCUACGUCCAUCACCUCCUGGUGACCAACGAGCUGCUGGCCGGUGUCCUGCUCAUGAUGCACAAUUUCCAGCACUACUUUGGUUUCUUCAGUGCCAUUCAGGAUGCCUUAAGGGACAGCAGACUGGAUCAACUCAAGGAGCUUGUCUUCAGGCAGGCGCAGCAAGGCCCAGCAAAUGCGACGCUGAGUCAGUGAGCUCAGAGAGGACAGAGGAGGUUGCAGAGUGCAUCCUCAUCCAGUGGGACUGUAUCACCUGGACCUGUCACCAGUAAAAUGCCUUUUUUCCUUCCUGGAGGGAGCUGAAGGAGACAUUUGAAGAUCUCACUUCCUGGUGGGGAAGGACAAUCUUGUUCAAACGUCUCUUUUGGUUAACUGGCAUGGUGCAUUCUUGGUGGAUGGAAGAGCCUGGACAGUUCACCAGUAAGACCAGUAUGGUUAAGUUUGUUUUCAGAUACUCACUCUUGGUUUCCCAUGUGCAAGGACAGGGUAAUUGAACUUGUGAUUGAAGAUAAAGCAGGGCAUAUACUUAAAAUUAUCCAUCUACCUGGAGACUCAGCGGCUGCUUGGGGCUCUUGUUCCAUACCCGACAGUAAUUAUUGUUUUAGCAAAACCUAGUGGUGUCCUAGUCUCUCAUCAUGUGUCUCCUUGGUGAGAAAUCCCACCUCAGUCUAACACACUGUCCUUGUAGCCACCAUCUGUGCCCUUGGAAAGAACUGUCUGGAAGUGCUGCUGUGUCCAGUGGCACAAGGGACUGUGUGAACUCCUCUCUCAGGCCAGCUGCAGUGCAGAAUGUUCUCUGGGCCUGGAAGAAGUCUGCCACCUCAGCCUGGCCUUGAACACCCCUACUUCAUGAGUCCCAUUCAGUGGUAUUUAGAGCCAGAGAGGAAAGAAAGCGUUUAAUCCAUGUUCUGCUGUAGAGGUUUGAUUUUUUUUAUUUUUUUAACUCUAUUUCCAGAUUUAACUCCUGUGUUAGCACAUGGGUGACAAUGUCUGUACCAUUCUUUCUGGCCACCCUAGCACUGGUCACAGAGCAGGCUACACAAAUGUCACUGUAAGAUGGAGCUGUGGAAGGGAAGUGUCAUAGGAAGGGACUUUUAGAAAACAUUCUGGUGGGUCCUUGUUUUAAAAUGACUUGCUUACAUCACAUUCCUCUUACUCAGAUGGUUUUGUUGUUUUUUUUUUACUGCCCCUUACUGUGGAAUCAUGGAUGUAAUCAUUUUAUAUUACAAAGCAGCAAUAAAAGAAAUUUAUUAUUUGUUA